AUGGCCAUCACUAACACUGUGAGAAUAAAUGAUACGAAGAAGAAUGUUGAGAUGAAGCGCCUCAAGGAACUAGUCUCUUCGCUGGAAGGAAGGUUGGAGGCACUGGCGCGACAGAAGCAAAACAAGCUUGAUGAGGUUGGAAAACUUGUGUGGGAGCGCGAUUCUCUUCGCCACACGGUGGGCUCUACAGAGGGUUUCUCCUCCACAAAGGAUAAACUAGAGGUGGCACUCAAUAAUAUUCGCCUAGGCAACAUUGCCCUGCGAAGGCGAGUGGAGGCAGCAUCAGAGGGCUUUAUUUCAUCCCUUGACAACAAAUCCUCAUCGCAGUUCUUUAAGGGUAAGUGCGAUAUAUCACUCGAAAGUGUGUUGCAUGGACACCGACGCUCAUUUUUCAUUGGUCUGCUAUCGGAGACUGGUGUGCUGACAGAAGCAAAGUUGCAGAUUCAGCUCUUCCCUUGUGAACCACAGGCCGUUCACGAAGACAAUCCAAUGGCUUUGGUGGGCGGGAAAUUACGAUUCUGUCUCCAUGUUGUAGGUGCAACUGGCAUUCCAAGGAGCUGCUGUGCGCAUGCAUUUUGCAAAUUCACUCUUCUAUGUGAUCGUGAAGAGCGUUACUUUACCUCAUCGACAUCAGAGAACACUCCAAAUCCUCACUGGGGUUUUGCGAAGCUUUUUGAAAUACCCAAACUCAAAACGGAUGCCAUCCAAUAUUUGUGCGAGCGGCCUCUGUUUACUUUCGAGGUGUUCGCUUUUAGUGCAUGA
Molecule: messenger RNA, 762 nt
Organism: Trypanosoma grayi
Lineage: Eukaryota; Euglenozoa; Kinetoplastea; Trypanosomatida; Trypanosomatidae
Product: kinesin
Exons: 1
Coding region: 1-762 (253 amino acids)
Source: RefSeq, a predicted model, not a curated record